Messenger RNA from Babesia microti strain RI, 2322 nucleotides. RefSeq names its product BmGPI19, Sexual stage antigen, Pfam s48/45. The coding region runs from base 1 to 2322 and encodes 773 amino acids. The transcript has a single exon. The record is from RefSeq and is a predicted model, not a curated record. NCBI's taxonomy places the organism in Eukaryota, Apicomplexa, Aconoidasida, Piroplasmida, Babesiidae.
AUGGAUAUUUUUAGAAUUAUUCCAUUUCAAAUAUUCGCGUUGUUUGUGUAUUUAAUAGAACCAACAGUACCUAGUAUAAUAAGUGAUGUAAAUGUCGAAGGUUUAGCUAAAAAAAUAUAUCUAGAUGAAGAUGGAAAUGAAAUUUUAGAAAAGGUAUGUUAUUUUGAAGCUGUCACUCUUGAAUCACACAAUUGUGAUGUGUAUUUACGCCCCAAUGAAAGGCUUUCAGUUAAAUGUUCAGCCACUGCAAAUAUGGAUUCUAGUGCCGUUCCCGUGGGUAUAACACUACAAAGUGACAACAGCAAUGUAAAUUUUGAAAGUACUUGUAAAGAGGAGUUUUGCACCGCUAAAUUUGAAUAUUUGCCAAAUAAAACGCACAAUAAUGUAACUGUGAAUUGUUACCUAAAGGAAUCCACUGAAACUGUGGACCCUACACAUCCCAAUGUUGAAAACAUAUUCAUGUACAUAAAUGUAAAACUAUACGAUGCGACCUUAAAAAAUGUGAUUGACGAUUAUACUUUGUAUGAAAACAAAAUAUUCGACGUGACACUAGAUGAUGUGACGCUGAGAGAUAUAAACCUUGCCACUUUGGAAUUUGGCGAAAACAUCCUAUCAACACGCACGCCAGGCAUAAAUGACAGUAAAAACUCGGAUGAUAAAUCAUUAACCGUAGAUCAUACUGAUGAUAGAGUUGCUUUAGAGGCCAAGCCUAACUACAAUGAUUGUCAUUGCGAUUUUACCAAUAGUGAAAGGGCAGAGUACAAGAAUAAAUUUUACACGGGAAUUUUACAUCCAAAGGAAAGAUUCAUAUACAGGUGUUCCAAUCCAACUGAUAAACCUGAGAUAGUUACAUUCCCAAGGAUACAGACAAAUGGGUACGUUAUGGAACAGUUGGAAAAUGGGAGGAAUGUACUUAAGGAAAUACCCCUAGAUGAUAUUAGAAAGGGACUUGCUAGGUCUGAAGGGCUUUUAAUGUAUGAUUAUUUUGACGAUAAUUUGUCCAAAUACAAUGAAAUUUACCUAAUAUGCCAUACCACCGAUGUCUCAACUCCCGUUACAAAAUUGUCAACACUUGAUGGCAUAAUCAGGAUUAUUCUGGCCUAUUCCGGAGUUCACCUUGACGAAAAGACAGGAGUUGUAAAUUUUUCAGAUUUUAAAAUUGUUGCAAGUGAUGAGGAGGAAUCAGGCAAUGGGAAAAUCGGGUAUUAUACAAUUACAAAUGAUCAGCCUAGUACAAUAUUCCAAUGUCCAUCAACAGAGACUGUGAAAUAUAAAUUACUUCCAGAACGUCAUAAUCAUGUAUACUAUAAAAUGCCUCAAAUGGAAAAGAAUCCUUUUAAGAAUGACAAAUAUAACCCACAAGGCGAUAUUGGCUAUGCGAUUGCAAUGAAAGGAAUUAGUAUUAUAAAAAAUGAGGAUAGAAUAACAAUUAAUAAGGAUGGAUAUAGUACUCUUGCCUAUGGGAUGAAUCCCUUUGUUUACUUUUUGUGCGUGGUACCUAAACAGAAGAAGGAGAAUUCCCUUCAUAAUCCUGCGCCUGAUGCGGUUACUGAGGACGGGGUUGAGAAGGUAGUACAGUCUAUAGAUGACGCCGAAACUGACAAAAGCCCAGGGGAAGAGGAUCCUAUAGAUGAUGAUUCCAUAACGGAAGAUUGGGAUAGAAAAUAUGGUGCGAUAAUCAUAGGGUUAUCUACCUAUUCAAACCUUAGAAAAUUUCGAAUUUGCGGUCCUGGAUAUAGCAGUUUUGAUUAUAAUGGUGUUUAUAUUGAAGAUGUUGAUUGUAAUUAUUCAUUUAACGCUCCUCCCAUAUCACUAUCAAACUCCCUUAUAGAUUCCGGAAUUGAAAAUGAAGGCUCUCAAAUAAAAAGUACCGUAGGAAUAGACUCUCCAGAGGAAUCCAAACCAGUGGAUAAAUCGGAUAGUAAAUUGGUUGAGGACAGUGAUUCGAGUGAACAGAAAGAAGAUAGUGACUCCGGUAUCGAUUCUCCGAUAGUGCAAAUGUGUCCAAUGGACAAGUUCAACCCAAAUGGGCCCAGAUGUAUGACCGCACAAAAAGGUUUCAUGGGUAUGAAAAGGGCUAAUUUUAUUAAGGAUUUCUUCGAACCCGUUAAAGAUGUCCUUUCUGUGUCCUCUUUGUGGAUUUUAGAAAAAGAAAGAUGGGAGACUUUCGAAAAGAGUGGAGUGAAAAGUGUCACCUGUUUAUGCUAUGAUUCGGUCGGAGAUGUAAUUUCCAAGUUAGUGGUGAAUGAUUUUAAUAGUUGCUCUUGGUUUGUCACCAUUUCACUGGGAUGUUUUGCUUCAUUGCUCAUUUUUUUGCUCUGA